This is a messenger RNA of Calliphora vicina (urban bluebottle blowfly), 1009 nucleotides long. RefSeq names its product Caseinolytic protease proteolytic subunit (gene ClpP). The transcript has 3 exons. The record is from RefSeq and is a predicted model, not a curated record. NCBI's taxonomy places the organism in Eukaryota, Metazoa, Arthropoda, Insecta, Diptera, Calliphoridae. Gene Ontology annotation, biological process: protein quality control for misfolded or incompletely synthesized proteins. Gene Ontology annotation, cellular component: endopeptidase Clp complex. Bases 81 to 779 code for a protein of 232 amino acids. Gene Ontology annotation, molecular function: ATPase binding; serine-type endopeptidase activity; ATP-dependent peptidase activity.
CUGGUAAAUAGUGUAAACUCGGCCACGUUAUUGUCAUUAUUUUGCAAAUUAUCAAAUACAAUACGAUAUUUAGAAAUAAAAUGUUUAGAUCAUUUAAUAGAAUUGUUAAAAAAUGUUCAGCCCGCCAAAUACAUUUAAUUCCAAUGGUUGUGGAGCAAACAGGUAGAGGAGAGCGCGCUUACGACAUAUUUUCGCGAUUACUUAAGGAACGUAUUAUAUGUUUGAUGGGCCCGGUACAUGACGAUUUAAGUUCUUUAGUAGUAGCUCAAUUAUUGUUCCUACAGUCGGAAAACUCAAACAAGCCAAUUCAUUUAUAUAUUAACUCUCCUGGUGGUGUUGUAACUGCUGGGCUUGCUAUAUAUGACACAAUGCAGUAUGUAAAACCUCCUAUAGCAACUUGGUGUGUGGGACAAGCUUGCUCAAUGGGUUCACUUCUUCUCGCUGGAGGUGCUCCUGGAAUGCGAUACUCAUUACCAAACUCACGAAUUAUGAUUCAUCAGCCCUCAGGCGGAGCGCAGGGCCAAGCUACUGAUAUCCAAAUUCAAGCAGAGGAAAUAGUGAAAUUAAAAAAGCAAUUGACCAAUAUAUACGUUAAACAUACAAAGCAAACUUAUGAUUUAUUAUAUCAACGGAUGGAGCGUGAUAAUUUUAUGUCUCCAGAGGAAGCAAAACAAUUGGGACUAAUAGAUCAUGUUCUGGAGCAUCCUCCAGAAACUGUGGGAGGAACAAUCUCCGAUGACAAUGCCAUUGAAAAUAAUAAACACGAUAAUGACAAAUAAUACAUAAAUAUAAACGAAAUGCCAAUAUGUUAUACAUACAUUUGUUGUAAAUUAAUUUGUUUAAAUAUCAUUUUUGUUACAAAAGAUUAGCUAUGUUUUAUUAAAAAGGUGUUAUUACUUAGCAUUUUUAACAUAACAGCAUCUUUUUAGUUUAUUUUAGUUAAUUUGACAAAUUAUUUUUGUUAUCAUUUAAAAUAAAAUUAAAAUUAUACAUAUUUCCAUUACAAAAA